Molecule: messenger RNA, 2896 nt
Organism: Leptopilina boulardi
Lineage: Eukaryota; Metazoa; Arthropoda; Insecta; Hymenoptera; Figitidae
Gene: for
Product: cGMP-dependent protein kinase, isozyme 2 forms cD4/T1/T3A/T3B
Exons: 10
Coding region: 471-2741 (756 amino acids)
Biological process (GO): protein phosphorylation
Molecular function (GO): cGMP-dependent protein kinase activity; ATP binding
Source: RefSeq, a predicted model, not a curated record
AAAAGAAGAAGGCAGGCGACCUAACCAGUACUGGCGGAGGGACAGUAUUGGAUGGGUUUUUGGUUAAUUCGAUCCCGCCACGUUCGAAUGGAUUUAUUUUUUUUUUUCACGAGUCGAAAGAAGUAACCAAACACUUUGGAUGUGUCACUCGUGAACAUCGUUCAUGGUGAAUUUAUAAAAUCUCAUCACUGAUAUUGUGUGUGUUUAUUGAAAAAUAGAAAAAUAUUUUUAAAAAAGAUUUUUCUUUGGAUUUAUAAUCAAAGCUUCGUGUCAAUGGUGCCUCGCGUAUUGUCACGAUUAAAAAUCGUCAACUCGUUGUUCGAUGAUAAUAGUUGAUGAUAAUUUAGAAGACACUAUUAUUCCUUUGGGAGAGACAUCAUCUCCCGCCACUAGGAGGAAUUAUCGAUUAGCUGUGGACUUGGAUCAUCAUCAUUAUUAUUAUUAUUAUUAUUAUCAUCGACUUUGGGUGAAUGGACCGCGGCGAGUGCCGGUUAAUCAGCGACGCCUGCGUGUCUAUGCGCGUGUGCUUCGACACCUUUUGCUUCUCGUCGACACAGCAGCGGCUGGCCGACGAGGAAGACGCAUCGCAGUUGGCGAAUUCAAAUUCCACCACGGUUAUUCAUCCCGAUCAAGGUGGUGGUGCCCUGCCAGGGACCACCGCACAAGUUAUCCUGGCACCCCAACAACAACAACAACAUCAUCAUCAUCAGCAGCAGCAGCAGACGGUCGCCGCCAUGGGCACACUGCGUGAGCUCCAGGAACUUUUGCGCGUCAAAGAUGAAAGAAUUGCCGAUCUUGAAGAGCAAUUGCGACGUCGCGAUUCUGAAAUUCAAGAUUUGCGUAGUCAUCUUGAUAAAUUUUUAAGUGUAUUACCAUUUAAAUCGCCAAUAACACCAACAAAACCACGACCCAGGAAACAACGGGCACAGGGCAUCUCAGCUGAGCCACCACUUCAGGUUCUCGCGCCCCUGGUGGUUGUUGACAAGAGCGACAGGUCACGCGAGCUGAUCAAGGCCGCAAUCCUGGACAAUGACUUUAUGAAGAAUUUGGAGCUCACCCAGAUCCGGGAGAUCGUCGAUUGUAUGUAUCCCGUUACUUUCCCCGCUGGUUCAAUUAUCAUUAGAGAAGGAGAUGUUGGGUCCAUUGUAUUCGUUAUGGAAGAGGGCAAGGUGGAAGUUUCAAGGGACGGAAAAUAUUUAAGUACCUUAGCGCCUGGAAAAGUUUUAGGUGAAUUAGCCAUUCUUUAUAAUUGUAAACGAACAGCAACAAUAACAGCAGCAACUGAUUGUCAAUUGUGGGCCAUUGAUAGACAAUGUUUUCAAACAAUAAUGAUGAGAACUGGUCUUUCAAGACAAGCAGAAUACACGGACUUCCUUAAAAGUGUUCCUAUUUUCAAGAAUCUUCCAGAAGAAACUCUUAUUAAAAUAUCUGAUGUUUUAGAGGAGACAUUUUAUAAUCAUGGAGACUAUAUAAUUAGACAAGGAGCAAGGGGUGACACUUUCUUUAUAAUAAGUAGGGGGCAAGUGAGAGUGACAAUGAAACAACCUGAUACGACUGAUGAGAAAUAUAUUAGAACUUUAGGCAAAGGUGACUUUUUUGGCGAGAAAGCACUUCAAGGUGAUGAUCUUAGGACAGCAAAUAUAAUAGCCGAUGAUCCAGAUGGUGUGAGUUGUCUCGUAAUCGAUCGAGAAACAUUUAAUCAACUUAUCUCGUCCUUAGAUGAAAUUAGAACACGAUACAAAGACGAGCUAGUCGAACGUAGAAGAUUUAAUGAAGAAUUCAGAGAACUUCGAUUGCAAGAUCUUCGACCAUUGGCAACAUUGGGAGUAGGAGGAUUUGGAAGAGUGGAAUUGGUGCAAAUUGCCGGCGAUAGUUCAAGAUCAUUUGCAUUGAAACAAAUGAAAAAAGCACAAAUUGUUGAAACACGACAACAACAACAUAUUAUGUCAGAGAAAAGAAUAAUGGGCGAAGCUGAUUGUGAUUUUGUUGUUAAACUCUUUAAAACAUUUAAAGAUAGAAAAUAUCUUUAUAUGCUGAUGGAGGCAUGUCUUGGUGGUGAAUUGUGGACAGUUUUAAGGGAUAGAGGUCAUUUUGAUGAUUCCACAACACGAUUUUAUACUGCCUGCGUUGUUGAAGCAUUUGAUUAUCUUCACUCGAGAAAUAUCAUCUAUAGAGAUUUAAAACCUGAAAAUCUUCUUCUUGAUAGUCAAGGAUACGUGAAAUUGGUGGAUUUUGGAUUUGCAAAACGAUUGGAGAAUGGUAGGAAAACAUGGACUUUUUGUGGUACACCAGAAUAUGUUGCACCGGAAGUUAUUCUUAAUCGAGGUCACGAUAUUAGUGCUGAUUAUUGGUCAUUGGGCGUUUUAAUGUUUGAAUUACUCACUGGAACACCACCAUUCACAGGCGCCGAUCCAAUGAAGACGUACAAUAUUAUUCUCAAGGGAAUUGAUGCCAUUGAAUUUCCACGAACAAUCACGCGAAAUGCAACGGUUCUUAUCAAAAAACUUUGUCGGGAUAAUCCAGCUGAGCGUCUCGGUUAUCAAAAGGGUGGAAUUAGCGAAAUUCAAAAACACAAAUGGUUCGAUGGUUUCAAUUGGGAAGGUCUGAGAUCGAGAACAUUGGAACCGCCAAUAAUGCCACGAGUUCAAAAUCCCAUGGACACAGCAAAUUUCGAUGAAUAUCCACCAGAUUCCGAUCCACCACCACCGGACGAUAUGUCAGGAUGGGACAAUGAUUUCUAGCACAUUCGAUAUGGCCAUUCGACAAUUUUAAAAAACAUUCUCUACGUCCACUAAAUAGCGUCGUUUGGCAAAAAAAUUUUUUUUUUCUCUCUUUUUAUAAAACACUAAAUUAAGAAUCUUUGCCCUCGAUUCUUUCUUCCAAUUCAAUUUUUUUU